This is a messenger RNA of Brassica napus (rape), 3190 nucleotides long. RefSeq names its product probable inactive serine/threonine-protein kinase fnkC. NCBI's taxonomy places the organism in Eukaryota, Viridiplantae, Streptophyta, Magnoliopsida, Brassicales, Brassicaceae. Gene Ontology annotation, molecular function: protein binding. The transcript has 5 exons. Bases 706 to 1878 code for a protein of 390 amino acids. The record is from RefSeq and is a predicted model, not a curated record.
AGAUGGAAAGAAACUUCCAGGAACGAACCACCAGCAAGUCUCACGUGCUGGUCGCAUCUGGAACAACCUUUACAAAUUUAGAGGGUCAAAUAACCUUCAGUUUAUUUUAUUAUGCAACUAUGUUUUCUGAAUUUAAAGGAGUUGUACAUUUUUUAUUUCACACAGUUAUUGUUUUGCUUAUAAUAUGUUAUUGAUCCACCUUUUUUCGAUUUUAUGUGUUAAUCCCUUAAGUCCAUAACUACUACAACGUGAUGGACAAAAUAUAAAAAAAAAAUAUUUUCCAAAACUUCUUUUCAAACUUACAAACAUCAUAUUUUAAAUUUUAAUAUUGGUAAACCUAUUAUAAAAAAGUUUAUGGCUUCGCUCCUGAUAACAAUCAUACUGAUAACAAUCACUCCUAAGUUCUAUCUAACUAUCACUUAAAGUAUACCUUAUGUUAUACAUAAUCAUAAUAUAUAAGUUCAAUAUUAAUAUAGAUAUCUUAUCCGCGCAAAGGUAUCCCGCGCAAACGGGUUACUAUCUAGUAAACUACUACAACAGCAAAUUUUAAGGGAAUAUCCCUCCCACCUCUCCUCCACUUUCUCGCCCUUGAACAUAAACCAAUGGUUAGGGUUAUUUAUUUGCGUCUAUAUAACAGAGUGCAGAAAGUGAUAUAUUCACAACUCAAGCCUUAUAAAACUCACCAAAUAGAAAAAGGAAAAAAAAAUGGUUGCAGAAGAAAAGAAGAGAAACAUAAGCUAUGGAUCAAUCUUCGUGUUCUGCUUCUUCUGUUUCGUAUUCGUUGCAGAAGUUGUAAGAUUUGUAAAACCUAAUUACGAUUUCAAACAAAACGUCUUUACUGAGAGAGACGUAACAGUAACAGAAGCAAUAGCAGAAGCAGUCGUAGAAGGAAGCCAUUUCGUGAUGGACUCAAUCUCCCCAUGUAACUCUCGGAGGUCGGGCCUCCCUAGGAGAAAACAACACGAGAAGCUCGAAGCACCGAUCGGACAGUGGAGAGAGCGUCCUCCAACUACUUACUGCAUUAAGUUUGAGUCUUUUCGAACCUUGUUGAACCUGGUCAAAGAUGGAAAAUACGUCUCCCGUCCUUUCUCUUCCGGUGGAUACAACUGGACGUACGAAAUCUACCCCAACGGCGACAAAAGAGUGGGCGCGAAUGGACUCAUUUCUCUUUACGUAAGAAUCGAUAAUUCAACUCUUAUUACCAAUCCACAAGAUGUGUAUGCAGAGAUCAAGUUCUUCGUCUACAACAGAAAGCAAGACAAGUACUACUCAUACCAUGAACCUGAGGCGGCAAGGUUUCAUUUGUUCAAAACGGAAUGGGGAAUACCAUCAAUCCAAAGUACGGCAAACUACUUGGACCCAACAACCGGUUACGUUUUUGAUGGAGACCAGUGUGUCUUUGGAGUUGACGUCUUUGUUGCUCAACCCUUCAAGAAAUGGGAAGUUUUCUCCUUUGACGAACACGUAAACGAGCCCAUUUUCUCAUGGAAGCUCACCCACUUAUCAACCAGCUUUAGUGAUUCUUACACAUCCGGCACCUUUACUUCAGGAGGAAGAAACUGGGUAUUAAAGGUGUACCCAAAUGGAGAUGGCUAUGGAAAGGGCAAUUCACUGUCACUCUACUUGUUGAGUGAGUCUAACGAAAAGGCUUACGUCCGAGCCAAGCUUCGAGUUCUUGACCAAAUUAAUUCAAACCAUGUGGAGAAGCUAGUGGAGGGAUGGCCUAAUGCCGCAGAAAAUAGUGGAUGGGGUUUCGAAAAGUUUGUACCACUUGCAGAUCUUAAGGAUCAAUCUAGAGGUUUGGUGGUGGAUGAUGCGCUCAAGGUUGAAGUCGAGAUCAUUGCCUUCUCUAAGACAGACUCCACCUUAAAUGCUUAGGAUUGUGUCCUAACUCCAAAGUAAUAAUAAUAAUAAGAGUUUCGAACGCUUUCUAUUAGAGAUAUGUUGGGCCGGAAGAUAUGUAUCUUACGGACCAAGUCUGUGAAGCCUGUGAAACCCAUGAAAACCCUCAAGAAUAAAAGGAAAGACUUGAAGAACAAGUUACUAUCAAGAUAUUCUAGCAUAUUUACAUUAAGUGUUUAGGAAAGUUAGCAUUAUCUAGUGUUAACAUUAUGUUAAUGUUACCACUAUAUAUAUGCAUAUUGUAUUCUCUUAUCAAAUACAACACAAUAAUAUAUCUAUUCUAUUAUACUUUACAUGGUAUCAGAGCAUUCGAUUCUUAGGGAUCAAAAUUAAGCUUCCGCGUUAUAAGUUUUUAAACUUCGAAGAUGCUUAUCAUCGGUGGUGUUGAUGAUGGCAAAGAAGGUGGUGACGACGAUCCAGACGAAGACGUCAACGUCAAGUUCUCUCAUUAGGGAUACUUCUUAAUAAUAAGUAUCAGGGUUUUGUUAAGUAUGUUAUUUAAGUCAAAGGAUUUAUUAUUAUUAUUUUUUUUUCUAUUUUGGUGAAUGCUUGAGAAUUAUUGAGGGUUAAGGUUUGUAGUUUCACAUGGGUUAUUUUCUAUCUGAGAUUUUUCUAUAGUUUAGAAUUUCUCAAGAGUUGUUUUCUCAUAGUUUGGGAUUUAUUGGUUAUAGUUUAACCAUUACGGGGGAGUUCUAGUUGAACGCUCAAAUUCUUAGGUCAGUUUUUUUUUUUAGUCCGUGUUAUGGACUGUCCUAGUCAAGGAUAAUUGUUUAUGGAGUUGCAGUUGCGCCCACGAGAUGUAUUCUCAUUGUCAAGACCGAAGAAGAGCUGAAGAUUUCAUCCCUCCUUGUCUAAGUUGAAGUUUAUUCUCGAAGGAAUCUACUGAUUUGUUUUCCUCGACAUAGUGUCCACGACAUACGUGGUCUGCUUUGUGAUUGCAGAUUUGCGUGUUGCAUCCCACGUUUGUCGUGCGGGGGAGUAUUAGAGAUAUGUUGGGCCGGAAGAUAUGUAUCUUACGGACCAAGUCUGUGAAGCCUGUGAAACCCAUGAAAACCCUCAAGAAUAAAAGGAAAGACUUGAAGAACAAGUUACUAUCAAGAUAUUCUAGCAUAUUUACAUUAAGUGUUUAGGAAAGUUAGCAUUAUCUAGUGUUAACAUUAUGUUAAUGUUACCACUAUAUAUAUGCAUAUUGUAUUCUCUUAUCAAAUACAACACAAUAAUAUAUCUAUUCUAUUAUACUUUACACUUUCUUUUCUCAGAUUUGGAUUUUGUUUGUUUCUGCUUAAUC